Messenger RNA from Mytilus californianus (California mussel), 916 nucleotides. Its product is annotated as microfibril-associated glycoprotein 4-like. The transcript has 6 exons. The record is from RefSeq and is a predicted model, not a curated record. Bases 1 to 825 code for a protein of 274 amino acids. Lineage: Eukaryota; Metazoa; Mollusca; Bivalvia; Mytilida; Mytilidae.
AUGAAUUAUAGAAAGAAUCGGAAGUUAUGCGAUUUACUUGGUCAUCUUACUGCUGGGGAAAAUCUGCAGAUCGAAGCAGGAAGUAUCUAUACUAAAAGAUCAUCCUGGUCUAAGAAAUACCAAGUGCAUGUCAUAGAACAAGCAAGAGGAAAGAUAUAUGUCAGUCUAUGUAUAAGAUUUGUUCCACGUGACUGUAGCGACUUUCCACAGGAAAGUGUAUCAGGAGUAUACACAAUUUAUCCAAAAGAUACAAAAUUCGAUGUUUACUGUGACAUGGAAACAGCAGGAUUUGGAUGGACGGUUUUCCAAAGGAGAAUAAAUGGCACUAUCGAUUUUUACAAAGGAUGGUCUGAUUACGAGAUUGGAUUCGGAAAUUUGAAAUCAGAAUUUUGGCUAGGAAAUAAGUUUAUGAAUCUUCUUACAUCUACUGCAAAGUACAAGCUUUACAUUCAACUUGAAGAUUUUGAAGGGAAUUCACGAUACGCAGAGUACAGCGAAUUCAGUAUAGGAGAUGCUGCAACAAAUUAUAUUUUGAAUGUCGAUGGAUAUAGCGGAAAUGCAGGAGAUAGCCUGUCGCAUCCUGGCGACCAAAACCACAACGGUAUGAUGUUUUCCACCACAGACAGAGAUAACGAUAGAUCUACAGGCGACUGUGCAACAAAGUAUAAGGGAGCAUGGUGGUACAAUGCAUGUCAUAUGGCUAAUUUGAAUGGAGAAUAUUUAGGAGGACAGUACUCCACUGGAGCCAAUGGGAUCGUAUGGUGGAAAUGGAAAGGAUAUCAGUAUUCACUGAAGUCUACUAAAAUUAUGAUUAAACGACAUUAAGAAACGUUUUAUGAGCUUCAAAUUUAUAUAUUCGAAAGAAAAAAAUGAAGUUUCUAAAAGUGGUCAAUGCACAAAUUUUCAAAAGAAGUGC